GCAAAUACCAAAUUGACGUUUGCUCCCUUUGGGUGUGACAAUUCAAGUUUGUUGUCUUCCUCCGACCAGCAGAAUCUCGUUCAAAUUCUAGUAAUUUCACCAUGGGAGCGAGUACGAAAAACAGUCGUGUGGCUGUUGGACUAUUCGCGCUUUCUUUUAUUUUAAUCUUUGUCGCAUUCGUUUCGCCUUAUUGGCUCGUAACCGAUGGAGAAUUGGAGAAACCCAAAUUCUUGAAUCUCGGAUUGUGGGAGGUUUGCUUGAAUGACUUCCAGGACAUCCACCGGUUCUACGACACGCGAUUCACGGGCUGCAUGUGGGUAUUCGAGGAAGAGUAUUAUAUCAUCCACGACUACCUGUUGCCUGGAUUCUACAUCGCGACUCAGUUCUUCUUCACUCUGUGCUUCACAUUGCUUCUCAUUGCCUUGCUAAUGACGCUGGCGUUCUUGGGUUGUUCCCGUGACGACGAUCGAUACGUGAUGUUGCUUCUUUCGAAUGGCUCAAUACAAAUUUUCUCGGCCCUCUGCGGUUUGAUAUCCGUGAUUAUUUUCGGAGCCCGUGGGGAUGGACGGGAUUGGAUGCCGGACUGGAUCCACAACAACAUGGGGUGGUCGUUCGCCCUGGCUGUCGUAGGAGUGGUGUUGCUUAUACCUUCGGGUGCGCUGUUUAUGGUGGAAGCUCGGCGGGAGCGUUACAAACGCCUCAAUGAGAUUGGCACGAGGGAGGCAAGCGCAUAUAGUGCCGACGAUGGCAGUAGAAAGUUCCGUGGAGGUGGUGGUCGCACUGGCGUCCACACUGAUAUCUAAAUCAUAUCAUUCGUGCUCGCAAGAGCUACUUAGGAUUAAGUUUAAAGUAAAAAGUCAGAACAAUCUAUGGAUCUGGUGCAUAGAUUGCGGUAUCAUAUCAUUCCGUCCAAAAAGUAUCAAAUCUAGAUUAGGUAAAUUAUAGUGCGAGUCAAAUUUUUGUACAUUGAUUGUCUUCAUCCGUGUAAAAGUCGAAAAUUGUAUCUAUUUUUCAGUUCACUUCUCCAAAUCAAUAGUUUUAAGCUGUCUUAUGUGAAGUGUGCACAUUUUUUAUAUUUGACUACGAGAAAUAAAGUGAAACAUUUUAACAA
Hermetia illucens (black soldier fly) is the source of this 1111-nucleotide messenger RNA. RefSeq lists its product as uncharacterized. NCBI's taxonomy places the organism in Eukaryota, Metazoa, Arthropoda, Insecta, Diptera, Stratiomyidae. Bases 102 to 803 code for a protein of 233 amino acids. Gene Ontology annotation, cellular component: membrane; septate junction. The transcript is spliced from 3 exons. The record is from RefSeq and is a predicted model, not a curated record. Gene Ontology annotation, biological process: septate junction assembly; regulation of tube size, open tracheal system.